This is a messenger RNA of Cherax quadricarinatus, 6034 nucleotides long. Its product is annotated as XK-related protein 6. Gene Ontology annotation, cellular component: membrane. Lineage: Eukaryota; Metazoa; Arthropoda; Malacostraca; Decapoda; Parastacidae. The record is from RefSeq and is a predicted model, not a curated record.
UAUACCAUCAUACCUGGUAUACCAUCAUACCUGGUAUACCAUCAUACCUGGUAUACCAUCAUACCUGGUAUACCAUCAUACCUGGUAUACCAUCAUACCUGGUAUACCAUCAUACCUGGUAUACCAUCAUACCUGGUAUAUCGUCAUUCACCACAAGUGCGUCAAGGAUCUCAAUGGUAAUAAGUCACUUUGUCUUGGGUUAUCUUGUAUGAUAAUUGUACUUAUGUAAACAUCUUCCUAAAUAAACUUACAAAGUCUAUAAUAUUAAAUGUUAUGACAAGUGUCAAUAUUAUUGUUUGUUACUGUUGUCAUGGUAACCAGCAUUCAAUUAUGACCGAAAAUUUCAGUAAGGGAUCAUUUACUUCGUAGUUUUUGUUUCAGUAAGAAUACUUAAAGCAUGAUUUUUUUUUUUUGCAACUGCUUGUUGUAUAUUACAUACACCCACGGAGAGUUUACGAAGUCGCUAAUGGAAAUAAUUUCAAGCAUUUGUCGUUUUCGGGUUAUAUUUAUAUAAUGUACUUUUUAAUGUGAUAACAUGUGUCCUCAAGAUCAUUGUUUAAAGAUAUAUAUUUUUGCGUAUUAUUUAACCAAAGGUUCAAUGGAAAGUUGAGGAAAUAAGGAUCACAAUGGAAAUAAGUCACUUUAUCUGACCUUUUUCAUGUUACUCUAGGCAAUAUACACAUAUAUUACCAUGUAUGAUAAUUUGUGUAAGCAUAUUUAUGUGUAACUGUGCCUAAAUAAACAUACUAACUAACUUACUAAUAAUGAUUGAAUCAGUUGUGAAUGUGAGUGUGUUUACAUGAGAGGUCAUGGCUGACCAAGACCCUGAUAAUUUAUCAACCAGCGCUGAUGAAGUCGAUUAUCCCCCUAAUAACUAUAUCUAUCGAUGGAUUGAUGUCAUGUUUGUCGUGGGAGGGAUGUGCACAUACUUCUUAGACUGGGGUUUGGACAUACUAACUGCGUACACCCACUGGAAGCAUAAUGACGUCGUCUGGUUCGCGCUUACUGUAAUUUUUAUAAGCGUUCCAUCUUUAGUUAUGACUGGUGUUUCACUUCAUUGGUACAUUAAGGAUGCCGAUAACUCACAUGUACCCAAGGCUUCAAUGUGUCGCUGGGUGGUGCGCAUAAUUCUACUUGUAUUUCAACUCGGACCGAUUCUUAGAUAUUUAGAUUCUCUGUAUCAUGGCAUCAAGAGUCAGAAAUACUUCAAGAGAGGGGACAAGAAACAGCAACAGGCAUACUAUACUUUGAUGUUGUAUGAAGAGAGUGACGCAAUUUUUCUCCGUCUCUUUGAGUGCUUCAUGGAGGCGGCCCCUCAGGUUGUGCUCCAGCUGUACAUCCUGACUCAGCAUCCAGAGUCUGAUGAAUAUGGCAAAAAAUGGGAGUAUGUACUGUUCCUCGGGUGUGUUACAUCCCUCUUAAGCUUGGCUUGGGGUGUGACAGCGCAUGCACGAGGAAGUAGAUUCACCAACUUGAAGAAAAACAACAUAUCUAUCCUUGGAACCUUUGUUCUUUUUCUGUGGCAUAUCUUCAGCAUAGGUGCUCGUGUCACUGCCUUGGUGCUCUUUGCAGCUAGGUUUCAGCUGUAUUUGAGUGUAGUGUGUGUUGGUCACUGGAUUUUAAUGAUUAUGUGGCUUAUGUCACGGAGAUCUCUUAGUGGAGUGUGCUCCCGAGCUGUGGGAGAAUGCUUUCUUAGUUGUGUAUUGGGGGCUGUGUACAUUUUUGUCUUCAUCAAUGACAAAGAUGAGCCAACAAGAAAGAAAUAUGUCUUCUACUAUUUUGUUUGUGGACUAGAGAAUUUGGUAAUGAUAACACUGUUUCUAAUAUUCACCGAUCCCUCCACGUGGUACUACAUAUCAGGUGUGGUGGUCUACUUCAUAUUAUUUGUUCUGGGACUGAUAUUCAUGACUCUGUACUACAGUCUCCUUCAUCCUACAGUGCCACAUGCUAACCACUCUCAAAAACUGCAGAAAACACAAGUGAAUUCUCAAUAAAAAUAAAAGUACGUAAUUUCUUGUCUCCCUGCAGUACAAGCUACCAAUAAGUCACAAACCCAAAGAAUGCAAAUAAUGUAAGUGAAUUCUCAGUGAAGAGUCUCAAGCAAUUCCUUGUACACUGCAGUAUUCUACAGUACACUACCAAGUCACAAACCCAAAGAAUACAAAGAACACAAGUAGAUUUUUAGAAAGUCACAUUGUUCCUAGGAUAGAGUACAAUGAUAUACGGUAGUAGCUUUUUAAUCAUUUGGCAAGUUGUUCAAUCUGAUACCCAAACAUAUAAUGCCAAAAGAAGGAAGAGAAUGCACAAAAAAUAAAGGGCCAUAAAAAAUUAUGUAAUCACCCGGUGAUGACAAUGCAGUGCGCCCUCUGCCAGGUAAUUGAUGAUUUAACAUUUCUGAGUUGUGUAAGUUGUUAGUAAUUGUUAUACAAGGGCUGAAUUGAUGCUGUUUCUGCACAUGUCCAGAGACGUACCUUAGUCAGUGUUCACCUCGAUCAAAUGUAAGACUUAAGUCACGACCUCUGUUAGUGUUCAAUUUAAGAUUAAGGAAGUUGUUACUGCAUCCAUCUUUUUUAUUUUGUUUCACAUAUUUUGUGUAUGAAAAUGCUGCUGUAUAAUUGUACCAGUGCAAUAUGAUUGCUGUUGUCAAGGCUUUAUGCUUUACAUGUCUUGUGUAUGAAAGUGGUGCUGUAUGAAUGAAAUAUACUGCAGCAUGCCUGCAGUAUAUUUUCAACCAUCUCAGUUAUCUUGUUACAUUAUUACUUUGUUAACAAUUUUCAUCUACUGUUUAGGCCUUCUCAGGAAGAGGAUAACUUAAGAUAAAAAAAAAUUUUAGUUUUUCUUUUGUCACUUUGUUUCUGCAUGGUAACUGGAGAAUACCCUUUCAGAUUGACCUCAGACUUUCAAAGAUUGUGUAUCAUAGUAAAAUAAGAUACUUUAGGGCCAGAAAGAAUAACAAAGCACAAUAUUAUAACUGGAAUGAUACACACACCAAUCCCACACAUAGGAGAAUGAAAUUUAUAGUAUGACAUUUCAGUCCAACUUGGAGCAUUAACUAGUCACACAGAAGCAUGAAGGGAAGAGAGCCAGUAUACACAAAGUUCAACUGGGGCUAGAUUUUUAGAAGGCUUUUACUUGGUUUCUGAGUGAUGCCCAGUUGGCAGGGUUCACUAAACUCCUUACACUUUUUCUUUGACUCCCAGAUGAAAAGUAGGCAGGAAAAUUUAGAUAUAUUUGUAGACAUCCUUUAUCUUUUCAUAUUUUCUCUCGUGUGUGUAAAGUUGAUAAAUAACACACGUGCAACAACUGCAUAUAUUUCUUGAAUAAUACACAUGUGCAACACCUGGGUGUCUUAACUGAUGGAUAAGUCAUCUACAACAUCUGGGUAUCUUUACUGACGAAUAAGACACAUGUGCAGUAUCUGGGUAUCUUUAUUGAUGAAUAAGACACUUGUGCAACAUCUGGGUAUCUUUAUUGAAGAAUGUUUUGCUCUUCAGGAGCUUUGAUAUAAAGUUUUGUGUGUUGAGCUUUUAGUCAACCUCUUAAAUUACAUUUUAUUCAUGUUUAAAAUCAACAAACAUUUGGUUUUGGGCAGUAACACACUGUAAAGUCAAAGAUUUAUUUCCACAUGAUACAGUGUUUGUACAGAGAUGGCUGAUAUUUGGUUGUGCAUGCAGAAAGCCCCUGGUUAUGCAGAGCAUAACUUGUAUUCUUAUGAACUUGUGUCUGUAUGAGCAGUCUGUGAAAGCUGAGGUCACUGAUAAUGUUAAAUUUCACUUUUGUUUUUGCUGUUUGCAGCAUUAAUCUUUGGUCGGUGUUUCAAAAAAGAUUUCAAAAUCAGAAUGGGUUCUUGGGGAUGAUAAUACCUUUCUUUGUUGCAUACUAAUCAAAGUAUAUACAGUAUAUUGCUGGGAGAAAUCAUUUGCAGAAAGGGUGUUUGCUUAUGCAGCUCCUGAGCUGUAUAAUGGGUUACAAGUGUCUCUUAAGAAUCAGGAAUUUGUUGAUGCUUUCAAGUCUUAGUUCAAAGAACAUCUCUCUUCUAGAGUUUAUGAUCUUGAUGAUCAUACUGGCACCCUUAUGAUGCCGAUGAUCAUACUGGCACUCUUAAUGAUUCUGAUGAUCAUACACUCACUCAUCAGUACUAAAUCUCCUCAGUAUCUCUUCUUUAUUGUUGUUGCUGCAUAUCUGGCUUGGUGUUAGAGUACUCAGGAAUUUCUUGAAAGAACAGGCACUCAAGAAUAACAUAAUUCUAAAUUAUUUUUGUUAUGAUGAUCAUGGGGACGUAUUACAUCUUGAUCAUAUAGUGAGUGGGUAAUGGGAUUUAAUUAGACUUGAUCCAGAGAAGAGGAGCAUAGUUCCAGUUUCUUGGCUCAAGAUCCCUUCAGUAGCAUCAAAGUACCCUUGCUUGAAGGGAUGUAAAUGAAAAGAAUUAAAUGAAUUCUGGGUGAAGCUGUAUGUAUGGUCAAGUCGUCUUACAUCUGAUGCCCCUGAAGAAUAAAAGUCACAGUAUCAGAGCUGAAACAGUUCACCAGUUCUGCACUAAGGAGAGGAGCUGUAUGACAACAAUUCAGUCAGUCCUGGGCUACUGCUGUUAAAUCUUGACUGACUGACUUUACAGUAGUCCAAGACAGACCAGAAUGUUGUCAUAACAUUCCUCGCCUAGGGUUUUUUUUUUUUUUUUUGUAGUAAACCUAAUGCCCUUGUUCACCUAGCAGUAAAUAGAUAACCUAAUGCAACACGUGAGCAUACAUGUUUAUUAGAAAAUGUUUUGGUCGUGGGACCUUGACCCAUAUAUGUUAGAAGUAAUCAAGGUCCCAGACCAAAAUGUUUUCUAGUAUACAUAACCCAAUGUUUGCUUACAUGUCUUUUUUUUUUUUUAAUUUGUUGUGUGGGUUACAUCCUAAGGAAGUGAAGUGAACAUAAUUACCACUUGGAAUUAAACCACACUGCUUAAUUUUCUAAGGUUAUGCUUGGCUGUUAACCCUCUGAGGUUAAUAAAAAUACUGCGACUUUUCUUCUUCCAGGCAAACAAAACUUUGUAUGACCUAUAUGGGUUUCGCAUUACUUUUCUCUUUUUUUAAACACCUGCCGUCUCCCACUGAGGCACGGUGACCUGAAAGAGAAGGCAUACAGUUUUUCUUCUUUUUCUUUUGGUAAUGUUUACAGGAGAAGGGGUUACUAGCCCUUUCUCCCUGCAUUUUAGUCGUUCUUUCGACACUCACGGCUUACAGGGGAAAGAUUCCUCUCCACUUCCCCCUGCAGUUGUAGCAUUAAUUAUUUAAUAUAAUAAUAAUCCCAGGCAUACAAAAGAAUUAUAAAUACUGUUAAUAUUAUGGCUAUAUUAUAUAUUAUAUUCUCAACUUGAAGGAUCUAAUUUGUGUGAGACGUAGUGUUAGAAAUAUUGCCUUAGUGAAGAAGAUAAUCCUUAGUUUGUUAUCUUAUUUAUUAAAUAUAGGAGUCUUUAUCUUCCUUGUUAAUGUGUUAUAUCAAACAUGAUCAAGCUUAAUACAAAUUUGAGAGUUAAAUUCUUUAAAAAUAGGCAUUAAUUUAUUGGAAUUUAAUUUAUUGGAAUUUUAAGAAUGUGAUAAUUUAGGUCUAAUUAUUUUGUUACAAAUGUAUAUGUUGAAUAAAAUAAAUUUAUAUAUUAUGUCUUACUGAUUGAAGUAUACACAGUUACCAGUUAAUGUUAAUCUUUCAGAUCUGAAUAGAAAAAAUUGCUUACUAAGCAAUUUAUUAUUUUUAUGCAAUGUUUAUACAGUAAUGUAUUGAAGCAACAGAUGUAUUUUUUUAAUUUUCAUGUGAAUAAAUAUUAGGUUGGGUAGAAAAGAGCCCCAGAAGCUUGUAUAAGAGCCCCAGAAGCUUGUAUAAGAGCUCCAGAAGCUUGUAUAAGAGCCCCAGAAGCUUGUAUAAGAGCCCCAGAAGCUUGUAUAAGAGCUCCAGAAGCUUGUAUAAGAGCCCCAGAAGCUUGUAUAAGAGCCCCAGAAGCUUGUAUAAGAGCUCCAGAAGCUUGUAUAAGAGCUCCAGAAGCUUGUAUAAG